This is a messenger RNA of Ziziphus jujuba (common jujube), 2046 nucleotides long. Its product is annotated as protein TWIN LOV 1. The transcript has 7 exons. Gene Ontology annotation, cellular component: nucleus. Bases 602 to 1825 code for a protein of 407 amino acids. The record is from RefSeq and is a predicted model, not a curated record. Lineage: Eukaryota; Viridiplantae; Streptophyta; Magnoliopsida; Rosales; Rhamnaceae.
UCACAGUCGAGAACCCGGACAAAACGAAACAGAGGAAAAAAAAAAAAACAGAAAAAAAAAAAAAAUCAUUAUUGUUCUUCGACGCUGCAGAGUCAUGUACGGUUUCUAAUUUUUUAUUUUUAUUUUUUUCGUUGCCAUCAAUUAUCGUAGUUUUUCAGUUUAAUUUUCCAUUGAUGAAACUAAAAACGAUUGAUGGGUAUUCCUCCAUAAACGUUGUUCGUUUCCCAUCACAAUUUGUUUGAGAUAUUUUUAAUUUUUUUGGCUAUUCCCAUUCACUCUAGCUCUUUCUCUCUCUUGCUAAAAACCCUUUUGGUUUUAUUUCAAUUUACUUUAAUGGGUACUGUUUUUAUACCACUAAACAGAAUCUGCGACAAUCUAUGGGCUCGUAAAUGAUAAUCACCUGAAAAUCUCUGGGUUUGCUCUGUUUUUGCGGUUCGCUUUUAUAUCUUUUUUUAGGUUUCUUAUAGAAAUUUUUUCUAGCUACAGAGUAAUCCAGAAAAAAAAAAAAAAGCGGCAAACCUUGCUAUAUACCGUGACACAUGGGAUUGAGACUGUUUAGCAAAGCGAGCAGAGACAGAGAUAACAUUGAAGGAAUAAGAAGAUGGAAUCGCAAGUGGGUUUGAUUGAACAGUCAUUUCAUAGCUCCUACUCGUUCUGCGUUCGGGAAGCUCUGGUCGAAUUGCCUGACAAUUUCACAAUCACCGACCCUUGUAUGUCUGGCCACCCAAUCGUUUUUGCGAGCCAUGGGUUCUUGAAAAUGACUGGUUAUACGGAAACCGAGGUUAUUGGCCAGAAUGGUAGGAUUUUUCAGGGUCCAGGGACUAGUAGAAGAUCAGUCAUGGAAAUUCGGGAGGCUAUUCGGGAAGAGAGAGCUAUUCAAAUCCACUUGUUGAAUUAUCGGAAAGAUGGGACACCCUUUUGGAUGUUGUUUCAUAUGUGUCCUGUUUUCAACAAGGAAGAUGGGAGGGUCAUUCAUUUUGUUGGAGUUCAGGUCCCGAUUUUGAGGAAACCGAGGAGGUUGGGAAGUGGGUCUGGAAGAAAUGGGGUUGAUUUGUGUGAGGAAGGUUCUACUGGGAUGCAUGAUGUUGUAUAUGGUUCUUGUAGAAGAGAAGUGUGCUCGGAUUCUUUGUUGGAAUUGGAUCAUGUUUUGGCUCGAGAGUCUCCUGUAGAUACAACUAAUAGAGGAUGUGCUUAUGCAGGAUUUGAAAUUGAGGAGCCAUGUGAGGCAAGUGAUAUGGAGAAGAGAAGAGCUGUGACAGCCAUUAAUAACAUCUUGUCUGUGCUAACCCACUACAGCGAGUUAACCGGCAAACUGGUAUGUGGGAAGAGAUGCAGCUUAUCUGGGGUGGGCCUUCCAAGUUCAUCCUUAAAUAUUUCUCUUGGUAGAAUCAAACAAAGCUUUGUAUUGAUUGAUCCGUAUUUACCGGACAUGCCUGUAGUAUACGCAAGUGAUGCCUUCUUAAAGUUGACAGGUUAUGCCAGACAUGAAGUCUUGGGUCACAACUAUAGAUUUUUAAGUGGGUUGGAUACAGAUUCAUUGACUUUAUGUCAGAUAAAGGAAAGUAUUAAAAUGGAACGAGCAUGCACAGUACGCAUCUUGAAUUACAGGAAGGACAGGAGUUCAUUUUGGAAUAUCCUUCACAUGUCACCUGUUCGUAAUGCCUCUGGCAAGAUUGCAUACUUUGUGGGCGUUCAGACAGAAGAAGCCUGCAAGAAGCAGGAAGAACAUGAGAUGAGCCCUGAGAUGAGACAGCUUAGUGCUGUUGGUGCAGUCAAGGUUGCAGUUAGAAGUUCAUCAAUGGCUGCUGGUUCUUCCAGGUCUUAGGCAUUUCUUUUAUGCAGGCUGGUGUUUCGGUUAAUAUUUUCAAUCUUAUAAAUUGUAAUUCAUUGCCGACUUUAUAAAUAAUCUCAUCCAGUGGUGAUCAAGAAGGCAGAAUGGCUGAUAAAUUUGGUCUGCAAAAAAAGCAGAUCCUUGUAAAAUAUACUUUGUUUAUAUAUAUAUAUAUAUAUAUUAUAUGAGAAAGCUAAAAGCAAUUUGGCGUUGCA